Messenger RNA from Trypanosoma rangeli, 771 nucleotides. RefSeq lists its product as uncharacterized. Lineage: Eukaryota; Euglenozoa; Kinetoplastea; Trypanosomatida; Trypanosomatidae. The record is from RefSeq and is a predicted model, not a curated record. The coding region runs from base 1 to 771 and encodes 256 amino acids. The transcript has a single exon.
AUGUUCUCAAGAUGCAGGCCAAAUUUUGUGUGGCCUCUUACGCUCAUGUCUUUCACAGUAAACGAGUGCAUCGGCGGCAACAAGGUGGAGCCGUGGGCGACGCUUAGCAUGAGCCGUCGCUCCUCGCGUGAUCCGUGGGAGCUGGGCGUGCACCAACGAAAGAACUCCAUCUAUCUCAACCCGCUGCCAGACGAGGUUGUGGGGGGGUCAGUGGUGGCAAAGCAAUUUCUCUCCAGGGCCUCCUUACCGUACAUGAACGCCAUACGCAUUGUGUCGGUGAACGGCGUUCCUGCCGUUUCUGCUUCGAAGGUGCGGCAUGAAUUGCGUCGAUGCAGCACAGCAGUGCUUCAUCUCGUUCUUCAUUCCACACGCUAUCGCCCAGCAGAGAAAAGACAGGUGGAGGAACUGGACGCGGAUGGUGUCACAGAGCGGUUGGUUUUUACGGAAAUGGAAGCCCCUGAGCAGGGAUUGAACGUGCAGAAGGAAGUAGCUCCAGCCGUUGUAACUGGCGCUCAUAGACGAAAGGCGGUCUCUGCAGAGGCCAAUUCAGUCAUGUCUGGUAACACAUCACCCACUUCAACACGAUCCCCCAAACAGACCAAAAGCGCCAGUCUCCGAAGAAGUAAAAAAAGGGUGCCAAACAAGUUGCACAAGACCCCCACCAAUACCAGGGCUACCACUACUUCCGCAGAAGUCCAUGUGGGAAAGGCUUCAAAGAGAGUGAUACCCAAAGCCACUAGACCCGCGAAAGACGCCACGGUUUCAAUUUGA